GAAGAGAGGUUCUGGUCUGCUGUUGAGACUGUGGAUGUCUCUGGGUCAGACUCCAGUUGGUGCUGCAGACUGUGUCAGCGCUGCUUCAGUUCCUCCUGGCAGCUGACGGGACACUGUUGUACUGGCAUCGCAGGGGAGGACGGGGUGCCCACGGCCACAAGGUCAAACUGGAGUUCCAGUGCCCAGUGUGUGGCGACCGCUUCCUCCACGCCUUCAUCAUGCACAAGCGCAGUCACAUGGGCCAGUCCCAGUACGUCUGUGGGGUCUGUGGACGGACGCUCAAGAGCCUGUGCAUGCUGUCCUCCCACAAGUGCUCACACUCCCGCCGCCGCGGGACUGUGGCUGAACGACAGCAGUGCCAUGACUGCAGCCAGAGCUUCUGCAACCUGCUGGCACUCAGAAGCCACCGGGAGAGACAGCACGGAGAGGAGAGGAACUGGGAGGAUGAGGAGGACAGGGUGGUGAGAGAGGAAGCGGAGGGAAGCACUGCAGUAAUCUCUAUUGAUUCAACCUGAGUUUCAGCCCAGCCUCCCCAGUCUCCUCAGUGCCACCAGUGUUUCAUGACCUUUCAGGAUGCAGAGACAGAAGAGAGGCAUUUACGCUUCAAGCACCCAGUGGAGUAUGAGAGACAUCUCAGAGGUCGCACAGUGUUUGCCUGCUGUGUCUGCGACCGUACAUUCCCCUCCUCCCGCCUGCUCUCAGCUCACCAACGCACCCACAGCAAGUGGAGUCUGCCCCCCACUGGCCCAGAAGACUCUGUCCAAGAAAGCACAGACGGAGGAGAGGCUGAGGGUGUGGACAAUGAAAAAAACAGAGCUGGUCCAACGAGCUGUGAGCACUGUCAUAUCAUCUUCAAUGACCCUCGAACCUGGGAACGUCACAUGACGGCCAAGCACCCCCCAUCCCUGUCGACACCUACUUCACCAGGGAAUGCCUACCUGACUUCUAGACCUGCCAGGGGUCAACUACGACCCUAUCGCUGCUCCUCCUGUGGAGAGAGAUUCAUACAGGAAAGCACCCUGACCAAACACUGCACCGAGGCACACGCCAGCUGA
Messenger RNA from Oncorhynchus tshawytscha (Chinook salmon), 1055 nucleotides. Its product is annotated as zinc finger protein 576-like. NCBI's taxonomy places the organism in Eukaryota, Metazoa, Chordata, Actinopteri, Salmoniformes, Salmonidae. The coding region runs from base 561 to 1055 and encodes 164 amino acids. Gene Ontology annotation, molecular function: RNA polymerase II cis-regulatory region sequence-specific DNA binding; DNA-binding transcription factor activity. The transcript is spliced from 3 exons. The record is from RefSeq and is a predicted model, not a curated record. Gene Ontology annotation, biological process: regulation of transcription by RNA polymerase II.